UGGGAGCCUGGCUCGAACAACGAUUCAACGCUGGCAACGAAUUUCCAGAAUACCUUCUAUCGGUCGACUAGGAUUGCGCCAGUUCGAUGGCCAAGACUAUGUAAGGAAUUAAUUACGAGCCGGUCUUGCUUUCGAUUCCCGAUUAUUUCGAUGAAUCGUUCGUUUCCUCGCCCAUUCGCCGCAAUCCUAUUACGCAAGUCGCGGCAAUGAAACGUAUAGUUAUAGCGCGGUAACUAACGGAUACGAGGGUGUAAUCUUUCCCCUUUUCUUGUCAACAUCGAGCAUCGGUUUUCGAAAUUCUUUGCCAAUGUCGCGUAUAAAACGUGUAUGCACGCGCGGAGAUCCUCUAGUGGAAUCCUCUUUUGAAUAUUUCUUUUGCUGGACAUUAGAGGCAUUCGCUAUGAAGUGCUGUCUGUUGUUGUGUCUUGCGACGAUUGUCGUUUGCCAAGCAAGGAGAAUACCAAGAAUACCUCAACAUCCGUAUUUUCCUAAUUUCCAACACGUUUAUCAGCCACGCAAUUACCCGAACGAACUAGGGGAUCAGCAUAUCAUCGGAUCAGCGCCUUUCUUUGAGAAUUACAGAACGCAAGAAGAGAAUACGGGCAGACAAGGAGGGAAGACGGGGAGAGAAGAAGGUGUGGGACAGGAUUAUUACGAUCAUCGAAUUCCGAUCGACGGUCAACCGAAUUUCGUUCAUCCUUUCGCAGGAGUCCCGUUCGACGACAUCCCUGUGAACAAUGCGGACUUCGGAGGCCGAGACAUCAACGCGCCUCAUCAAUACGAACGAUUCAACCAUGCGCUCAAUUAUAAUCACCAAUUGUAAUAAAAUCCUUGUGUUUAACUUGGAUUAAACGAAUAUAGAAAUUGAAUCGCAAUCGACUCAUCAUAGAGCUAGCAAUCUCUUUAUUUCUCCUUCU
Messenger RNA from Apis dorsata (giant honeybee), 917 nucleotides. RefSeq lists its product as uncharacterized. The transcript is spliced from 3 exons. Lineage: Eukaryota; Metazoa; Arthropoda; Insecta; Hymenoptera; Apidae. The record is from RefSeq and is a predicted model, not a curated record. Bases 308 to 823 code for a protein of 171 amino acids.